Calliphora vicina (urban bluebottle blowfly) is the source of this 3828-nucleotide messenger RNA. It is a transcript of the gene mas, whose product is annotated as masquerade. The record is from RefSeq and is a predicted model, not a curated record. Bases 27 to 3206 code for a protein of 1059 amino acids. The transcript is spliced from 7 exons. NCBI's taxonomy places the organism in Eukaryota, Metazoa, Arthropoda, Insecta, Diptera, Calliphoridae. Gene Ontology annotation, molecular function: serine-type endopeptidase activity. Gene Ontology annotation, biological process: proteolysis.
AAAUUAAAUACAACAACUAGAUUAAUAUGAAUAAACAUAAAAUACCCAAAUUAGUCUUAGGACUAACGAUAUUAUGUCUAUUCACACCCCAACUCGCAAGGGCCCAAGAUGAAUCUUUGGCGGGCAGUUUUCUCUCGGGACUUUUGGAUACCAUCACCAGUACAGCCGAUUCUAAGGAUUGUCCGGGUGUUUGUGUGCAUACACUGGCCACUUUAAUAUGUUAUGAAGUUUUGGAUGAUAUUCCCUGUCCCUCGGCCAGUAUGAAAUGUUGCAUAGAAAGUGCUCCCGCUAGAAAUGUUACUGCACAUCAUACUACUUCAACUAGCACUACGACGACUACAACUACGACAACCACCUCGACUAGAAAACCCACAACCACAUCGGUAAAGCCUAAACCCAAGACUACAGCUUCAACUACACCGAAGCCGAAAACUACACAAAAGAAGCCGAGUACUACCACCAAGACUACGACUAAGAAGCCGGUGACUACAACGACCACAGCAGCUGCCUCCAAGAAGACGGAGAAACAAAAGGAUGCUGACGAUAAGAUAAAUGAAAACUGUAAAGGCGUCUGUGUUGCCGAUAGAAUUGCUGAAUACUGCGAAGCCUAUUUGACCAGCAGUGGUUUAUGUAAGGAAGGUACAAAAUGUUGUGUCUCCCUAGAUGACUAUUCCAAUAGCAAAUUGCCCAAGGAUAUUUAUAUACCAGCUAAACACAUGGCCAAUUUAAACAGUCAACAAAACAAAACUAAAGCUGCCUCCUCCACUAAGACAGCCAGUGGCUCCAAACCAUCCAGCACCAGUACAACCACAACAACUACCACUUCCACUACCCCUGAACCGGCUCGCACAAAGAUCAUCAGCAGCAGUUCCAGUCAAAACAAGCCGGUGAAACAUAAAAAAACACCCACGGCCCAUACAACCACCACAACCACCCCAGAGCCUAUCGAGGAAGAGGAUGAAAAUGAAGAGCAGCAGGAUGAGGAUGAGAAUGAAAAGAAUGAUAAUGAUAAAACGGAAAACUCAAAUGGUCAAGUGCUAAAGGAGUGUGAAGGGGAAUGUAUGAAUGGUAUAUUGGCCAUAUUCUGUGAUGACAUAGAUUCCGAAGCAUUUUGUCCUAAUGAAGGCAGCUGCUGUAUAACAGGCCAACAGCAGCAGUCAGUUACCUCGCCAGCUAUUAAAAAUAAUCCCACAAAAGCUCCUGUCAAGCAUCAUCCCAAGCCUGCACACAAGCCAGUGCAAAAACAACCCGCCCCACCACCACCUCCCUCGUCCUCACAAACCGGUGGCAAUGAUUUGUUCUCACAAAUCUUGUCCUUUGCUGAGAAUACCUUAAGUGGCGGUAAUGGUCCUGCCCCACAGCAGGCUCCUCAGGCUCCACCCAAAAUACCCAGAUGUCCUGGUUUCUGUUUGCUCAAUAUAAUGGCUGCUUUCUGUGAAAGACCCUCAAUAUUGAUAUCUGGACCCACCACCUGUGCCAAGGGUUCUGUGUGUUGUGAUAACUCCAGAGCUGGUUCACCUAAGCCGCCACCACAAAACAGACAACCACCCUCAUUGCCACCACCCACACAACCACCUUAUGUCAUAGCCAAUACUCCAUCUCCCGAUCCUCGUGAGGAAUGUCCCGGUUCCUGCAUAGUCAGCUUGUUAAGUUUUACUUGCUUCAAAAAUGCCGAAAUGACAGAUUUAUUCAAAUGCAAGCGUUCGGGACAGACAUGCUGUGCUCCUAAGAGUAAGAUUUUGGAGAAACAACAAUUCCAAACACGUAAUGAUACCUCCUAUGCCCACUAUCCACCACCUCCUCCUCCACCCCAAUUGGGUGUGCAACAAUAUCCACCACAAUCGGCCUAUCCACCACCACCUCAUCAAGCUUAUAUGCCCACACAGCCACCACAAUUGCAUCAUCACUAUCCUCCACCACCUCCACCCAUGCAAGUGCCUCAACAACAACAACCUAAUUAUGAUUAUUCCAUGUAUGGACCCAUACCCCAUCAACAGGGUUUACCGCCACCACCACCCCAACUACAGCCUCAGCAUUUGCCACCACCCACAACCACACCUUCCACUACAACCACCACAACUACCACCACCGCCAGACCUCAUGUCUAUUCCAAAUAUGUUUGCGGUGUCAAGGGCACCCUACGUUCAGGCCGUUCUCUUAGCUCUACUCCCGCACUUUCUCUGGUCUCCUAUGUACGUGCCAAAUAUGGCGUCCAUCGUCAAUCUCGACAACUAACUGAAUCAUCGUAUGGCAUACCCAUGGGUGUACAAAAGUCCGCUGAACGUUUAAUUCUUGGCUCUGAUAUUGUACCCAUACAAAUCCAUAACGAUAAACUGGGAGAUUUAAUACAAAACGAUGCCACAAAUUUCAAUCAAGUGAGAUCUUAUCAGGACGAUGCUCCUUCAACAGUAGUUUUGGCCAAGUCAUAUUAUGAUACGUUCAAUGUGACGAGCCGAAGACGUGCUCGUGUUGUGGGCGGUGAAGAUGGCGAUAAUGGUGAAUGGUGCUGGCAAGUGGCAUUGAUUAAUUCAAUGAAUCAGUAUUUGUGUGGUGCAGCUUUAAUUGGCACCCAAUGGGUAUUGACAGCGGCUCAUUGUGUUACCAACAUUGUUCGUUCUGGUGAUGCCAUUUAUGUGCGUGUAGGUGAUUACGAUUUGACCCGAAAGUACGGCAGUCCUGGAGCCCAGACCCUAAGAGUAGCCACCACAUAUAUACAUCACAAUCACAACAGUCAGACUUUGGACAAUGAUAUUGCUCUGCUUAAACUACAUGGUCAAGCGGAAUUAAGGGAUGGUGUUUGCUUGGUAUGUUUGCCAGCCCGAGGUGUUAAUCAUGCAGCUGGCAAACGUUGUACUGUAACAGGCUAUGGUUACAUGGGAGAAGCUGGCCCCAUACCUUUACGUGUCCGUGAGGCUGAAAUACCAAUUGUCAGUGACACAGAGUGCAUACGUAAGGUGAAUGCGGUGACGGAGAAAAUCUUUAUAUUGCCCGCUUCUAGUUUCUGUGCUGGCGGUGAAGAGGGCAAUGAUGCUUGUCAGGGUGAUGGCGGCGGUCCUUUGGUAUGUCAAGAUGAUGGUUUCUAUGAGUUGGCCGGUUUGGUUUCAUGGGGCUUUGGUUGUGGCCGUGUCGAUGUGCCCGGUGUUUAUGUCAAGGUUUCUUCGUUUAUAGGCUGGAUUAAUCAAAUCAUAAGUGUCAAUAAUUUAUAGUUGUCUUCUAGUAAUUAAUUAUGAUUUAUUAUUAUAAGUUAUUGUUUAAUUCGUUUGAUGACAAAUUGCGAAUUGGCAGUAUAAUAAGUUCUUUUUUUUAUUUAAAAAAAAAAAAAAUAUUUAUCUACAAGUACCAACUAAAAUGAAAUUGAUGUACUCUUACUUCUUUCUAAUAUUUAAUUUUGUUUGCAAAAUUCCAAAGGAGUUUGUUUUUAAGAUUAAUACAAUUGCUAAUGCUUUCAAUUAUUAUAUAAAUUUUAUAUUGUAAUUUUUAUAUAAAUUAUGAGUUUUUGAAAGCUUAAUUUUGAAAUUAUAUUUAUAAAUAUAAAUAUAUUUUUUUAUAAUUUAAUAUAUGACUGUUAUUUUUAUAUUUUAGUAUUUUUAAUAUUAUUCCCCUUAAGACAUUUAAUUAUUACUAAAUUUUAUUUAAAAUAUGUUUAAUAUUAAGACAGUUUUUGCAUCAGAAGUUAUAAAAUUUUUGCUUAUGAAGACAAACAAAUAAAUAAAUUUAGAAAUUUUAUAGAAAUUAUAUGAGUAUCGUAAAAUAUUUAAUUAUAUAUGUAUUUUGUAUAUAUUUAUAAGUCAUUUAUUAUAAAUAAAUAAAUGUUUAACGAAAAAUAAA